Messenger RNA from Sardina pilchardus (European sardine), 4003 nucleotides. Its product is annotated as laminin subunit gamma-1-like. Gene Ontology annotation, cellular component: basement membrane. The transcript has 18 exons. The record is from RefSeq and is a predicted model, not a curated record. Bases 778 to 3315 code for a protein of 845 amino acids. Gene Ontology annotation, biological process: animal organ morphogenesis; substrate adhesion-dependent cell spreading; tissue development. Lineage: Eukaryota; Metazoa; Chordata; Actinopteri; Clupeiformes; Clupeidae.
GGUUGCAGAUUAAAAGAGAGAGAGCUGAGACCCCUCCUGUCAGCCUUCGAGUUCCGUCGCCUCCUCUCCAACGUGACCGCACUCCUGAUCAGCAACGCAGGGGGACACAACUACACGUCCCAACUAGCCGGUGUGACUCUGGGUUCUGCUCAGACGGUUCUGCAGGGUUCUGGUUCGCGGUCCGGAGGUGGCUUGGCGGUGCCAGCGGCGUCAGUGUUGUGGGUGGAGGAGUGCCAGUGCCCGCCGGGCUUCGCCGGACAUCACUGCGAGCUGUGUGCUCGCGGCUUCACCCGCGAGGUGCCCAAUGGAGGACCCUACGUACGCUGCGUACCCUGCAGCUGUAACGGGCACGGAGAAUGCCACCCUGAGACAGGAGAGUGCACCUGCACAGACUUCACCACUGGUCCAACCUGUGAGAGGUGCCUGGAUGGUUACUACGGCAAUGCAUUGAUUGGCAGCUCCAGAGACUGCCAGCCCUGCCCCUGUCCGGACCGCACCACCUGUGCCCAGCUGCCCGACACAGGGGACGUGGUCUGUACCAACUGUCCCCAUGGACAGAGGGGCACCAGGUGUGAAUUGUGUGAGGACGGUUUCUACGGCGACCCCCUGGGGCUGCGGGGCACUGUGCGCCCGUGUGUGAGGUGCGAGUGUAACUUUAACGUGGACCCCAACGCGCUGGGUGUGUGUGACCAUGUGACUGGACGAUGCCUGAAAUGCCUCGGACACACAGCCGGUGACCACUGCGAACGUUGCCAGCCCGGUUACUACGGCGAUGCCAUGGACCAGGACCUCAGCCACUCCCUGAAGUGCAAACCAUGCCACUGUAAUCCUGCGGGCACCUCUGGGUCUCCGCACGAGUGCCACCCCGUGACGGGCAUGUGCCGUUGCCUGAGCGACGUGAGCGGACGCGACUGCGGUCAGUGCGAGCCCGGCUUCUUCAACCUGCGGCCGGGCAACGGCUGCGAGAGAUGCAACUGCAAUCCCAUUGGCUCCUCAUCGCCGGCCUGUCAUCCAAUCACGGGCCAGUGUGUGUGUCGCGUGGGGGUGCAGGGGACGUCGUGUGACGCCUGUCGCCUGGGGUUCUUUGGUUUCUCGUCCAGAGGGUGCAGAGCCUGUAACUGUGACCCAAUGGGCUCCGUCUCCAUGCAGUGCCAUAGCAACGGAACCUGCCCGUGUCGCCAGGGUUUCGUGGGCUAUAAGUGUGACAAGUGUGAGAUGAACUACUUCCACAACCGACACACACACCAGUGCGAGGAGUGCCCCGUGUGUUACAGUCUCAUCAGAGACCAGGCUGUCCAGCUGAAGGCCAAGAUGAAGGCCCUGGAGAAGGUGCUGGCACACUACGACUGCCGGAGCAUGCCCAGACGCCCCAUGUACCGCUACCACAACCCCCUGCACCAGCCUCACGGGCACCCGCAGCAACACGGGCACGAGCAGCAACACGGGCGUGAGCGUCACGGGCACGAGCAGCCACACGGGCACGAGCGCCACGGGCACGAGCAGCCUCACGUGCACCAGCAGCACGUGCAUGAGGAGCGUGAGCGAUCCCAGCUCUGGCGCAGCAACCUGGUGCAGGAGUACCGGGACCAGGACUACCUGCCCAACUCAAUAGAGGACUUCCUAGCCAUACAAGAGGCGCGCGAGGCCUUCAUCAAGCAGUUCUCACAGCUGGAAACGUCUGCACAGACCCUGGAGUUACACCUGCGCAGCGUUGCCACGGUGAUGAACUGCAGCCUGCGAGAGCAGAAGGGAGGGAUGGAGGUGGAGAAAGAGGAAGGAGAGAGGAAGAACGAGGGAAGAGCGACGGAGGAGUGUGAGCCUCUAAUGGAGACUUACGGCGCCGUUAGGGGCGUACUGACCCAGCUGGAGCAGGCAACACGAGACCUGGGCAACAUGGUCAUCCCCUUCUCCAUCCCCAAAGGCCCAAACGAGUGGAACGCUGCAGUCAACGAAUCUCAAAUACUGGCAGAGAGCCACGUCGAGGCGGCCGGUCGCAUGGAAUCGAUCGCCAGCGAGGCGCUGCGAGUAUCGAACCAGACCUACUCCCUACUGCUCACGCUGCUGGAGGAUAACUCAACCGAGCACUACAUCCAAGGGCUGCUGCAACGCUUGUCGGACUUGCAGCAGCUGAAGGGGAACCUGUCCUCUCAGGUGAACGAGAGUCUGGAGGCUCACCUGUCUCUGGAGGAGCAGCAGGUCGAGGUGGAGGCCAUCUUGAAGAACAUCUCCUCCUCCAUGUCAGAGCAGCGCGCACACACACACACACACACACACACACACACCAACGGCUCCUCCAUCAGCAUGCCUGUGGGAGAGUCCAACCUCAACGCCAGUCAGGUCAACGUCACAGCAGACGAUACACUGCUAGGAGCCCAGGUGCAGAGUCUGGAGGAGCGUAGCUCAGAGCUGACUGAGCAGGUCCAGUCCAGAGAAGACCUGGUCAUCAAGACCAGAGAGGAGCUGGAGUCACGCAUCACACAGGGCGAGAACAACAUCAAGACCAUCCAGGAGUUCCAGCAGCUGACGGACCUUGCUGAGGGGUUAAAGGUCGCGUCCCUGUCGUCUGUGGUGAAGGCCAAGGAGGUUGAGUCUGAGGCAUCUGCUCUGCAGAGAAAUCUAGAAGGCAUGCAGAAGAAGUGGCCUCGCCUGCAGACGCAGACCAAGAUGGCGGUCCAGAGGGCCCAGCUGGUGGAGGACAAGCCACUGGCCGAGGCCAAGAAGAAGGUCAAGGUCGCCGAGAGACUCCUCCGAGUCGCCGUGGACAACGCUACACAGGCCAACAUCACCGCAGUCCAGGCAGAGGACUCUGCCCACGCCGUCUCCAAGAACGCUAAAGCGACACGGACGCAGACCAAACAGGCCAAGAGAGCGUCUGCGCAGCUGAGGUCAUCCGUGGAGGAGACGGGGCUUAAACUGAGCGAACCAGAGCGCAUCGUCACACAGAUGCUCUCGCAGAUGCAGACGCAGACAGACGAGCCUGAGGCUUCACUGGGGAGCGUGAUGAAGAAGAUGGAGUCGGCCAAGCUUCAGCUGGAGUCGUACACACACACACUGGCUCAGCUGCUCAGCAAAUUAGAAGAGGACACGUCUCUAGAGUCGUUCGACCACAUCCUGAACGAGACGGCCUCGCGGCUACUGCUCCUGAGACGCAGCGUGGAAAGUCCGUCGCUGUCCGGCAAAAUCCAGACUCUGAAGACCGCAGCCCAUGAGCAGAAGAACCAGAUGAGCCGUUUGGACCAGAGCCUUCAGGAGAUCCGGGAGGAGCGAGCCAGCCUGCAGGACAUUGUGCUCACCCUCCCCAAAUCCUGCCCAUAAAGGAGCCCGCACACUGCCCAGACAAUGCCCAACAAACCCCAACGUUCUAAAGUGGCCCAGACAAUGGCCAACAAACCCCAACGUUCUAAAGUGGCCCAGGCGAAUGGCCAACAAAGCUCAAUGUUCUAAAGUUGCCCAGACGAAGGCACAACAAACCCCCCACAAAUGUUCUAAAGUUGCCCAGACGAAUGCCAAACAAACCCCAACGUUCUAAAGUCAUUGUUGGUUGCAGUCUUUAUAUGUUCAGAAAACCAAUGCCAGCUCCACAUUGCACCAACAGUAAUUGAAAAAGACAGUCAAAUUUCUACGACGCCAUCCAACAGACACCAGCAGACACAAACUGACCGUGCACACAGACCCAACUGUUGGUGUUUGUUGGAGUUUGUUGGUGUUUUUCAGGGCAGUGUGCUAGCACCUUACCACAAGGCCCUCUCGAGGCCAAGGCACUGUAUUACACCAUUCCAGAAUUAGACUUUAGCAAAUAUAACGGACAUCAUUUAGCUCCGGGCCAUUUUUAUGCACAGUUUUAUUUUUAUACCUUUUUUUGCUAGGUUUUUCUUGUUUACACUUUAGACUGUAUAAAUAAGUUUACAUGCACAAGACAUAAGGCGGUAGUGAUAAAGGAGAGAUGUUUUCAGUCAGAUAAACAGUUGAUUAUACCAAAGAGGUCACAUCAAUAAAACAAUAU